This is a messenger RNA of Drosophila eugracilis, 1393 nucleotides long. RefSeq names its product serine protease snake. Gene Ontology annotation, molecular function: serine-type endopeptidase activity. Gene Ontology annotation, biological process: proteolysis. The record is from RefSeq and is a predicted model, not a curated record. NCBI's taxonomy places the organism in Eukaryota, Metazoa, Arthropoda, Insecta, Diptera, Drosophilidae.
UGCUUACGUACGCGUACCAGAAAAUGUAAGCUCAAAUGGAAGAAGCUUCAGAUUGAGACUCAGGUUUUUCGAGUCUAGAUCUCUGCGAGCAUCUCAUUCGGCAAUCGCCAGCCGUAGAGUGUAGACAUCAGAGAUGAGAUCGCAAAAUAGUUCUCUUCUUAAAUUUGUGUUGAUUUUGACAACGUCGUUUAUCUUGGCGACACCACAGAACUAUUACUACAAUGGCUAUACACCAAAUGGGCCUUGGAAUGGAGUAGCUCCUUCGUAUCUCACGAUUGAUAACUAUGGCAAUUGCCAGGCCAAUGAUCGUCCUUUGGUUGGAAGAUGUGUUAGGUACGUGGACUGCAUUAGUGCAUUGCAAUCUGUGCCACGAGUGACGCCCUUACUUUGCCCAUCAUCGUGGCCCAAUCAGCUGGUAUGUUGUCCCCAUGGCGGAUACUUGAUUCCGGGACCUAGGGUCUCUAAAAGUGAAGAAGCAUGUUCCAGUGCCUAUCCAAGAGCUCAUCACAAGCGCCGUCGGCGUCGUCGUCGUCGGAAUACUACCUCCAAUCAAGAUCAAGUGGAACUAGUUGAGCCAAUUAACCAAAAGCGCAAUCAAAGUGAAAAUCUUCUUGUGGGUGGCAGACUCACCCUGGAUAAUGAGCAUCCUUAUAUGUGUGCCCUCGGCUGGCCCUCCCGCACGAACAGAUGGAUUCAUAAGCACGGCUCUAGCAAGCGCAGAUAUAUGUUUAACUGUGGCUGCGUUAUGAUUUCACCACGGUUCGCUAUAACGGCGGCCCACUGUGCCAGCAUCGGUGGGGAACCCCCGUCUGUGGCGCUGAUCGGCGGCGUCGAGUUGAAUGGCGACCGCGGGCAACAAAUUGAAAUCAAGAAGAUAACCAAGCACCCGCACUUCAAUGAGGAGACCCUAGUCAACGACUUGGCUGUGGUUAAAUUGGCCAGGAGAUCCCACAAGGCAGUGGCCUGUCUCUGGAACCAGGAAUCCUUGCCGGAGGUUCCACUCACUGCUUUGGGUUAUGGACAAACCAAGUUUGCUGGCCCGCAUUCUAACAAUCUACUGCAAAUAAGGCUUCACCACUUGAAUUUCCAACAAUGCCAGAAAUAUUUGCAAAACGAUGAUAAGUUAGUGAAUGGCUUGGGUUCGGGACAACUAUGCGCGGGAGAUUACUCCGGCAACAUGGAUACGUGUCAGGGCGAUUCUGGAGGUCCCUUGCUGCUUCAUCAACAGAUGCGACAUCAGCAUCAUCGUAUUCCCUACGUAGUGGGAAUUACUUCUUUUGGAGGAGCCUGUGCCUCCGGCCAGCCCGGAGUAUAUGUCCGAAUAGUUCACUACAUUGAGUGGUUAGAGCAACAGGUGUGGCCUUAAACUCAUAACAACUUAAAUUUACUAAAU